Molecule: messenger RNA, 1548 nt
Organism: Penicillium soppii
Lineage: Eukaryota; Fungi; Ascomycota; Eurotiomycetes; Eurotiales; Aspergillaceae
Product: aminopeptidase P family protein
Exons: 9
Cellular component (GO): mitochondrion
Molecular function (GO): metalloaminopeptidase activity; manganese ion binding
Source: RefSeq, a predicted model, not a curated record
AUGGCGACGUGCAGGGCUCUCGUUCGCCAAUGUGCUUUGCAUAUGCGCUCAUGUAGACCUUUGAGUCAUUCGCUACGUCAAUUACCUAGAUGCAACCUUUUCCCUCGGAGCUAUGCGACCUCGGUGGCUGCCGCCGAACUCAAAUUUGGCCAGCCGUUACAUGAGACGCAUCCCCACAUCCUCAGCUCGGGCGAACUGACACCGGGAAUCACUGCCCUUGAAUAUGCGCAACGCCGAUCCAAGCUCGCCAACAAGCUACCCAAAGGCGCGAUUGCAGUGCUGGCCGCCUCAGAGGUCAAGUAUCGUGCCUCGGGGAUUUUCAAUGAAUACCGCCAGGACUCAAAUUUCUUUUACCUGACUGGAUUCAACGAACCGAAUGCGCUGGCGAUUAUCGGGAAUGACGGCUCGGGCGACAACCAUAUCUUCCAUCUAUACGUGCGGGAAAAAGACCCCAAGGCAGAGCUUUGGGAUGGAGCACGCUCCGGCACUCAGGCGGCCAGAGAUGUCUUCAAUGCCGACGAGCAAGGACAGACAGGCAAUAUUGAGCGUAUUGGGGAAAUCCUGCCCAGCAUUAUUCACGGUGCCACGGAGGUUUACUCGGAUAUUCCCUCAUUUGAUGGUUCAAGAUCAUCCUUGAAUCGGUAUUUGUAUGGUCCCACGGUUGCAUCGGAGAAGCUUAAGAAGAUGGUGGAUCAUCGCAGAGUCAGGCCAUUGAAACAUAUGCUCAACGAAAUGAGGGUGACCAAGAGUGAGAACGAGGUUGUCCAAAUGCGUCGCUUGGGGCAAGCUUCCGGCAGAUCUUUCACGGAGGCUAUGCGCCAGGACUUCACCCGUGAAAAGGAUCUCUACUCUUUCUUGGAAUACCAGUUCAAGGUCAAUGGAUGCGACACCAACGCCUUUGUCCCGGUAGUUGCGGGUGGUCAGAAUGCCUUGGCUAUUCAUUACACCCGAAACGACGAUGUGCUGAAGGAUGGCGAUCUCGUGCUGGUUGAUGGUGGUGGCGAAUGGGGAACAUACAUUUCUGACAUUACCAGAACUUGGCCCGUCAACGGCAAGUUCACUGAUCCUCAACGGGAUCUGUACAAUGCUGUUCUCAAAGUGCACCGGAGUUGUCUCUCCCUGUGCCGCGAGACUUCCAACCUCUCUUUGGACAAACUUCAUGGAAUCGCCGAAAAUGGCUUGAAAGAUGAGCUUAAGGCACUGGGCUUCAAUGUUUCUGGUGAUGCACUGAAUGUUCUCUUUCCACAUCACUUGGGCCACUAUGUUGGCCUGGACGUUCACGAUUGCCCGGGAUAUUCCCGAGGCUAUGACCUGAAGGCAGGACAAUGUAUCACUAUUGAACCGUUCGUGCCCCCAGCCUAUUUUGCUUCACCCUCAAACGCGCUAACUCAUGCCAGGGGUAUUUAUGUUCCUGACGAUGAGCGUUGGCCGGCCCACUUCCGGGGGAUCGGAAUCCGUAUCGAGGAUAGUGUCUGUGUCGGAGAUGAACACCCGAUUGUUUUGACCCCCGAGGCUGUCAAAGAAGUUGAGGACAUUGAGGCUCUGCGU